Messenger RNA from Tarenaya hassleriana, 1455 nucleotides. RefSeq names its product U-box domain-containing protein 34-like. Gene Ontology annotation, molecular function: protein kinase activity; ATP binding. The transcript is spliced from 2 exons. NCBI's taxonomy places the organism in Eukaryota, Viridiplantae, Streptophyta, Magnoliopsida, Brassicales, Cleomaceae. Gene Ontology annotation, biological process: protein phosphorylation. The coding region runs from base 98 to 1144 and encodes 348 amino acids. The record is from RefSeq and is a predicted model, not a curated record.
GUGCAGAGCAGCCACAGAAGCAGCUGCGACAGCUCAGAGAAUAGCAGAACUUGAAGCUCAGAAGAGAAAGCAAGCAGAAGCAGCAGCCCUUAGAGAAAUGGAGGAGAAGAAAAGGGUUUUGAGCACUCUAAAUCAAGGUGAUGUAAGGUUUAGGAAAUACACAAUCCAGGAGAUUGAACAAGCCACAGGAAACUUCUCUGAUUCCCGCAAGAUUGGAGAAGGAGGCUAUGGACCAGUUUACAAAGGCAAUCUAGAUCAUACACCAGUUGCAAUAAAAGUUCUACGCCCAGAUGCAGCACAAGGAAGAUCACAGUUCCAGCAAGAAGUAGAAGUACUGACCUGCAUGAGACAUCCGAACAUGGUUCUUCUGAUUGGAGCCUGCCCAGAAUAUGGCUGUCUAGUCUAUGAAUACAUGGCCAAUGGUAGCUUAGACGACCGUCUUUCCCGACGAGGCAACACUCCUGUUCUUCCUUGGCGGCUAAGAUUCCGGAUAGCAGCUGAAAUUGCCACCUGUCUUCUUUUCCUUCACCAGACAAAACCAGAGCCACUGGUGCACCGUGACCUGAAACCAGGCAACAUUUUACUUGACCAGAACUUUGUUAGCAAGAUUUCUGAUGUCGGGUUGGCAAGGCUUGUCCCUCCAUCGGUAGCAGAGACCAUGACACAGUACAGAAUGACAGCAACUGCUGGAACAUUCUUCUACAUCGAUCCAGAAUAUCAGCAAACCGGUAUGCUGGGAACUAAAUCAGACGUAUACUCACUCGGGAUCUUGCUUUUGCAAAUGAUUACAGCCAAACCCCCCAUGGGUUUGACUCAUUAUGUUGGGAGAGCAAUCGAGAAGGGGACUUUUGCUGAGAUGCUAGACCCUAAUGUUCCUGACUGGCCGCUUGAGGAAGCCUUGGCAUUUGCAAAACUGGCUCUGCAGUGUUCGGAAUUACGGCGUAAAGACAGACCCGACCUAGGGAAAGUCGUCUUGCCUGAGCUUAACAGACUCAGAGCUCUAGCCGAAGAGACCAUGCCUCUCGCCUUCGGAGGACAUGAGCGGCCUUCAUCCACAGCUUCCAUUCAAGAGCUGCAAUAUGGAUAUGAGAGCGGAAAGAGCCGUACCACCAUACCAUCCAAUGGAGGAAGACAUCCAAAGUAGAUGAUGAACAAGUCACCGGAAGAAGGCGAAGCGAGGAAGAUGAGAAGGCUGGUUGCUACUACUCAGAAUGCUUCUCCAAUGUAAAGGGGGAAGCCCUUUUGUUCUAUAUGACGGCAUCAAGUAAAAAAUCUCGCGGAAUCAUCUCUCCGGUCACCGGAAGUCAAUUCUUCUCGAUAUCGUACACGCCGUCGAAAUUCAUGUCUUCAUCUUCUUCCACGAUUCCGAGCUGAUUUUUCAGCAUUCGAUUCGAGUUUUGGUUCCUUUCUCGGAUUCGUAUUUUAUACCUUUAAUUUUGAAAAUGUUUAUUUGUA